AUGGCCUUUUUACUUAUUGAGUGGCCCAAUGAAACCCCCAAAAAAUAUUCAGUGGUAUCGUCAGAAAAAUUGGAGGAUGGAUCGCUUCGAGGUGAUUUAAGAAGUAUAAUAGGUGAUAUUGUGCAAAUUGUUUGGACCCGUGGAAAAAUUUAUCCAGGACUGGUGUUAAACAUUGGAACUGAACAUGAGUUAUCUGAGGAGGCGGACGAGUUGGCUUUUAAUGCUGCCAACUCCCCAGUUAACGAGGUCACGACUGGACGGAAGAGGAAGCAUGAGGAACCCAAAAAGGUACCCAACAGACGACAACGUGCUGAGACAAUAGAAAAUAUUGUUGAAAAUAUUCCUCAGCCACUUAUUUCUGCUACAUCAACCGGAAACAUUACAAGCCAAACACAGGAAAAUAAUAAUGAUAACUUGGUUACUAAUUUUGAAGACAAAUAUCGUCGGUUGAAGGAGAAGUAUAGAAAACUUAGGACUAAAUAUCGGGAUUUGAAGGAGUCGAUUGAGUUGAAUCGAACUACUGAGGUUGAAUUAUACCCAGAUAGAUACCCAGAUAGUAAUGUUGUUCUCCCUGCGGCCGAUUUGGCCGCGAUAAAACUGGGAUCAAAUAAACCUACAGUGUUAGCAAGAAAUCUGUUCCGUCGGUUAUUUUCGUCCGAUGAAUUGUCCCGUCACUCACUUUUUGGGAAAAAGUGCAAUGCGAACAAGAAUGCAGAGCCAUUACCGGUUAUCGACACAAUCAGGCGUGAUGCUAUUAUUAGAUAUGUAUUAAAAGAGGAAGGGCUAGAUGAACAGCUUAACACUGGGAACGUUGAAGCUGACAAAAUAUUUCUAAAAACUAAGAAGGCGACCAAGAAGGAAAUCGAGAAGUCGCUGUCUCAAUUUCUGAGGGAGGAAUGCAAAAAAUGA
This is a messenger RNA of Folsomia candida, 909 nucleotides long. RefSeq lists its product as uncharacterized. The coding region runs from base 1 to 909 and encodes 302 amino acids. The transcript has 6 exons. Gene Ontology annotation, molecular function: DNA binding. The record is from RefSeq and is a predicted model, not a curated record. Lineage: Eukaryota; Metazoa; Arthropoda; Collembola; Entomobryomorpha; Isotomidae.